Molecule: messenger RNA, 4540 nt
Organism: Linum trigynum
Lineage: Eukaryota; Viridiplantae; Streptophyta; Magnoliopsida; Malpighiales; Linaceae
Source: the annotation of a GenBank genome assembly
UUUAUAUAAUAUGUGUAACGUGUGUGGUGUGUUGUCAUGUGUAUGUUAAAAGAGAAAUAUAAAAAUAAAGAAAAUGAAUUUAAAGCGAAAGAGAAGCGGUUGGGAUAAAGGAUGUACCCAUAUAUUUAUCCAUUCUUCCCAGUCACUUUCCCAUUUCUGUAAGUAGACUGUAACCCACAAAGGAACGGAGAGAAGCAGAGCACGUAGAGAGUUUCGGGAGAUUUUGGGAAGCUAAUUUCUAGGGUUUUUGUUACACAAAAAUCCCAUAAUCAGCUCUAUCUAGCCUAGUCCUUCCAUCUCCGAGGUUAUAUCAAAGUUUUGGAUAAGAAUUUCUUGAGUUUCCGAUCGAAGAAAUUAGGGUUUCGGAAGGUCCAGAAGUCGGAUUAAGCCCAAAUUUCAUAUACGAGCUUCCUGCAGCGAGGUAAUCAAUCAUCUAGUUCUAAUCCUUGAAUUUCGGAAAUUAUUUAGGUCGGGGUCCAAAUCGCUGAAUUUAGCUCCGGCCAGGUUUGAUGUGUUUUUAUCAAGAAUUUGACUCAGAGCCUAGAACUAAUAUUGACGGGGAUACUGCACGGGAUAUUAGGACGGUCUCGAAUUUUAAUUCGAGGUUCGUUCGUGAAAUUGACGUUUUAGUACGGGAAGCUUAAACCGGUGUUUGAACGACCAGAACUGGUGAGAGAUUAGCACGGCAUACCGGGUUUGUCGUAUCACGAUAAUUAUUUUGAUGCUUAGAAUUGACCUAGGUGAACUAGAAUGGCAUGAUUAGGGGUGUAUGGACUUUUGUGCUAUAUGAUGAACCCUGGACUGUUGUAUGAUAUUAUUGACUUGCCCUAACCAAUAUGGACCUUGUUUAUGUUGAUGAUUGCAUACAUGUUGCCAUUUGUGGCUUAACCGUUGAUAUGACUUCAUGGUUGUUCGAUAAGGUGUUUUGACAUGAUGUGAUAUUGUGGUUGUAUUUAGAUUCACAAGUGGGUAAAUAUAUAUUACCUGGUGAUAUUAUGAUGUUUAAGGAGGAUGACUUGCACGAGGGUUUAUCCCGAGGAAAUGCAAUUAUACGACUCCUGAUUUACCUAUGUUGAGCCAAUUGUGGCCAGGUCAAGUACAUGUGCAAGUAAUGAAUUAUGAUUAAGCAAGAUGAGAUAUGAAUCAUGUAUAAGGAUACCAAUAAUGAGUGUGGUGGUCUCACGGUCAACUACAUAGUAAUUAGGGCUCCCUAUGCUAUUACUCUACUAUGAUAUGUAUGAUAGUCACACCUCUCAUGUGGUGGUGACUGAAGAAUUCUUAUGAGAUAUGACCACACCCAAAGUGGUGUGGGGGUAUGACUACACCCAUAGUGGUGUGGGGUAUGUAUGACCACAUCCGACGGGAUGUUGGGGUAUGUAUGACUACAUCCGACGGGAUGUGGGGUAUGUUUCCCGGGAGAGUUAUUAGCAUGGGAGUAGCCAGGCGCCUAUAAGUAAAACAUGAUAAGAUGCAUAUGCAUAAGUCAAGGUGGUUGAGUCUUUUGCCUAUUGGGAUGUCGGAUGGCUGAGGUCUGAUCUUAGUGUUUUGGCUUGAUUGCUAGAUGUAUGGUAGGGGUAUGCUUUGUUAUGAACUCACGAUGCAAUGAUUGUCUCACUCAGCUAUGAGCUGACCCUCUUUAUCCUUUUUCUCUGCUUAUGCCAUGUGUAAGCAGAUCAUCAGCAGCAGCAGUAGAUAGGUGUAUAGGUGGGAGCUGAGCAAGAGUUGAAGGCAAGAUGAGGUAUGGUCUUCAACUAUUCUGUGCUUGGACUACUACUCGGGAUUUUGGCCAGUGAUUCACACCUUUUUGUAAAAAUGUUUUGUGAACGUUUUUCAUGUGCAUACUAGCUUCUGAUGUAGGGUGAGAUAUCCACAGGUGUGGAAAAUUGAUGAUAUGUGUAUAUGUUGUGUAACUGUGUAAGUUGUGACGAUUAUGGUAUGUAUAAGUUUGGUAUGCAGUUGUGUAGUAUGAACUGUGACUAUGGCUAUGAAAGUCCAUGUAUAUGGUUGUUAGUAUAUAGGUUUUUCAUUGAAUGCAUGGAAUCAGAUGAAUUAUUUUGCAGGAUAAGUUGCAAGAACUGUUAGCCCAUUACGCGAGUAAUUCAUGUCGAAAUUUUAUUUAGGUAAAUUUUGAUAAUUAAUGUAACACCCGAGAUUAAUUCCGCUGCAAUUGUAUGAACAAUAUGAUUAGACAAAACGUAUAGGGUAGGGUGUUACAGGUUUUGUAGUAAUGCAGUAUACUAUCCUCGUGCAUAACCAAAUCUUUCCAUAGAUUAUAGUCAUAGAAAAAAAAAUUCCUUGCCAAUGCCAUCAGAAAAAUCCCUCUUCCACGCCAGGAUAUUGAGGAUAGAUUAAUAUGGCAUGAGACCAGAGAUGAAAUUUUUUCUGUCAAAUCCGCUUAUCAUCUAGCUGUGCUUCUGGAUAGGCAGCGAGGGAGAUGGCAGUCAGUGGCUAGUUGGAUGGAUAAUCCUAGUUGGAUUCGUUUGUGGGAAACUAAUAUCCUGCCUAAAUUAAAAGUGUUCCUCUGGCAAAUUUUCAACUGUAUCCUCCCUACCCCGUAAGCCCUUAUUGAGAAGGAUAUCUUGGUGUUGCCCAAGUACCCGGUUUGUUGGGUCCAGACAGAGACAAUUGAGCAUUUGUUUCUUGAUUGUCCUGUGGCAAGGGCUCUUUGGAACCACUCGGGCCUCGAGUAUCUUGGGCAAGGGCUUCCUCGACACACAUUUCCCCUUUUUCUGAAAAGAGUUAUGUGUCUCAUUCAUGAUCUGCCCUUUUUCAUGGCAGUAGCGGCCAUCCUUUGGUUAAUUUGGAAGUCUCGUAACUGGGUUGUAUUUGAGGGUAAGCAAUUUGGAAUCCCCGCCUUGAUGCACCAAUUUCACCAGCAGUAUCAGGAAUGGAUCUGCCUACCAGUUGAUAGUGUGCCCAUGCCCUUGGUUGAUUAGGGGACUCAGGCUGGUAGUGGUGGUCUUCACUAUUUGAUUUGUAUGUGGGAUGGAGAAACCCGUUGUGGGUCUCAUUCGGCAGGGGGCUUUGUUGUUAAGAACCCUGGGGGCAUGCCACUCUGGGCACAAGGAAUUCAUGUUGCUAAUAUUGACGAUCCAAUGACGGUCGAGCUCCUGGUUCUUUGGGCCGCGAUCCUUUGGUGUCUGGAGAGUGGCUUUGCGGAUGCCAGGUUUGAAGGGGAUGCCAAGGUCAUUAUUGACAAAAUUAAUCAGGCGAAUACUCGCGAUAGCACGAUGGGGGCGUACUGGAGGAAGUUGUAUGAUGUCUGAUCACUAGGGUUUUUGUGUACGAUUUGUAGGUCGGAGUAGAAAUAAGGUAGCUCAUUUAGUGGCUAGAAAGGCCCUAGCUUUGUACCGGAUUCCAUAUCGUUUUUUUAAUUUUUUUGGCCUAGUUAAAAUGCAAGAUUUAAUGUUCUAUCUGUUCUUUCAAUAUAAUUGAUUAUCUUUUGUAAAAAAGAAGUAAUAAAAUCCCAUAAAAUCAAGAUGAUAUGAGAUUUAUGGACGUUGAAGAUCAAACAAUUGUAUAACAAAUAAACUCUCUCUAAUUGUAUAUGAUAAUGACAUUGGCAAUGGUUCAUCAGGUCGACCGGUUGCUGUAAGAGAUGGAUGGCUUGAUGGAAAAGGUGGACCACUUAGGUAAACGGUCUACCAAUCUAUUAAAAAGUAGUCAGCGAUUUAAUAAAAGAUAUAUACAAUGCAGUCAAAAGCGAGUUUCUACGUGGAAACGUUUUGGUGAUCUAAAAGCGUAAAAUCGUAAGUUUUUAAGUUUUAAAGCGUAGUUUUUAAUUAUAUAAGUUAUAAAAACUGAUAUUUUGUGUAGAAGCAUUUUCGUGACCUAGAAACGUAAAAUGGUAAGUUUUUAAGUUUUAAAACGAAAUUCUGACUACAUUUGAUAUAGAUUGUUUUCUCCAAGUUCUCAUAACUUGUAAGUCAUGUUAAUAAAGUUCUAAAAGGUUUCAUGAAUGGCCCUUAAUUUUCACUACUAAGUCACCAGUGAAAAAAGGUUAGAGAAGAUGAAGAAUACUAGGUAGCUACUAGCUAUAGGUAGGGAGAUGGCAUCCCGGACAGGCAGCCCAACUUGUGAAGGGUAAAAGUCAUGCAUGCAAUGCAAAACCGUGAUUUGCUACUUGCUGCAUCCCCUUACUUUAGCGGCCGCUAAUUGCUCUGCCGGCUGGCCGGUUGAAUCGAAAGCUCGGAAGAGACUUGAUCAUCACGGGAUGCUCUCUUUCCCUUUGCCGCCCCUUUGUUCCCGUUGGCCGGUGUGGCUUUUAGCCCAAUGCCUGCUGCGCCUACAGCUACUAUUGAUGCAUGUGUUGUUUUACAUAACAACAAAACAUGGGAUAUCAUAUCGUGGAGGGAUCGCUGAAAACCCCUUUUGGGAUGGUGUUUGUUCCCCUUUCGCCACCUCCAAAUCCAUCAAAGUGUUUCUUUGUCUUCCCAAACGCAAACACAUUGGGUCCUAUUCUGCUUCCAUGCAUGGCGCCUUGCAAUUUCCACCAUAAUCACCACCAUAACAUGUUGCCCAAGAAACUUGGGGGGAGUUG